Polychytrium aggregatum is the source of this 1553-nucleotide messenger RNA. RefSeq names its product acyl-CoA N-acyltransferase. Gene Ontology annotation, biological process: regulation of DNA-templated transcription. Gene Ontology annotation, molecular function: histone acetyltransferase activity. The transcript is spliced from 9 exons. The record is from RefSeq and is a predicted model, not a curated record. NCBI's taxonomy places the organism in Eukaryota, Fungi, Chytridiomycota, Chytridiomycetes, Polychytriales. Bases 114 to 1502 code for a protein of 462 amino acids.
GAUCUGGCUCUGGCUUGCAUCGCUUUCGGGCCCAAGCAUCUCCCUGCUGGACCAGCACAUCCUUGCUGCCGAAUAUUCGAGCUGUUGACCGCCUGAAUCUGAACCUGCCAGCGAUGCAUGCGGUGGGAUCGGCGUGUGCAGUCAAAAGGGCCAACGAGACCGAAGUCGUUCGGGAUUGCCGGUUGAUCGACGGCAGGAUCGAAUACUAUGUACAUUUUGUUGGAAAGGAUAAGCGCCUGGACCAGUGGGUGGACGAGUCUCAAGUGCGUCUGGUCGAGCCAAAGCCCGAGCCCGCCGUCGACAGCAGACUUGCGGCUGAAGGCCCAACCACAGGCCCGUCAAGGCCGAUUCAAUCGAUAAGCACCAGGGCUUCGACCCAUCCCCACAUUGGUGCGAAAGUCCUGGCGGGGAUCUUACCACCGAUGCCAACGCCAACGGCCGAAGCAUCCACAACAGAAGCUGCUGUCCCCGCCGAUCGAACACUGACCCGCAACAUGAAGCGAAAGCUGGAGUUGACUGAGGCUGCACCGGCCGACAUCGUCAAGACACACGGCACGGCCAGCACAAGCACAAGCACCAGCGCCGCCAGCGCCGAUAACGAGGAAGAGGUGGAUCCCACCUCCAAUUCGAUCAAAAAUAUCCAGUCGAUUGUCUUUGGCAACUUUAGGAUUUCCACCUGGUACCAUUCGCCGUAUCCGGACGAGUACUUCUCGGUCGAUACCCUCCAUGUCUGCGAAUGGUGUCUCAAGUACAUGCGCUAUGAAGCAUCGAUGGAGUCGCACCUGAAGAACUGCACCAAACGGAAGCCUCCUGGAACCAUGGUGUAUCGAUCGCCCUCGAUCAAGAUCUUCGAGGUGGAUGCCAAGGACAGUAAGCUUUAUUGCCAGAACCUGUGUCUGCUGGGCAAAUGCUUCUUGGACCACAAGUCCAUCUUCUACGACGUCGAGCCCUUCCGCUUCUACGUGCUCACCGAGACAGAGCGGGUGCGCGGCCAAGAGUUGGAGCGGUUUGUGGGCUUCUUUUCCAAGGAAAAGGACUCGUACGAAAACUUCAAUCUGGCGUGCAUCAUGAUCCUGCCACCGUAUCAAAAGAAAGGAUACGGUCGGCUGCUGAUCGAAUUCAGUUAUGAGCUCUCCAAGCUGGACUGUCGAAUUGGCUCGCCCGAGCGACCACUAUCCGAUCUCGGGCUUCGAGGCUAUCUGUCAUUCUGGGAAACCGUCCUCUACGAUACGCUGGUGCACAACACAAAUGUCGAUAUAUCGGUGGAGGAGCUCAGUCUCAUCACUGGAAUCAAAGAGGACGACGUGAUCCUGGCACUGGAGUCCAUGCAGGUCCUGGACGGGUGGUCGGACCAGCAAGUAGCCAUUGUGUCAAUGACAAAGUUGCAAGACUAUGCAAACCGACACCAAGCACGCCGUCUCCGCAAAAUCGACCCCUCAUGCAUCACUUACACCCCUCAUGCGCCCAACAAGCGCAAGAGCGGCUGGGAGGCGCGAUACUGAGUCAAUCUAAGCGCAGCCUCAGUCAGACAGUGGCGGUUAUAUUUCAUGUCU